GCAGGGCGUUGCCCGGCGGGAGCCCCGCGGUGCCGGCUGCUGCCGGUGCGCUUGCGGGUGGUUUCCCGAGGAGUGGUGUCAGAAUGGACUUUGAUGGUGGUUUUGCUUUGUCGUUUACGAGCAGGAACCUGGAGGACGCGGCGUUGGUGGGACGAGGGCCUGAUCCCGCGGGCGCCUCGCCUGGGAGGAGGGAGCAGCCCUGGCCGGCCGCGGGAGUUGCUGCUCGACGGCCGGAGGCGUGCUGGUGGCAUCCCGCGCACAACAUGCUCUCGGCACUCAAACCACCCCCACCGGCGUGCUGAGUCCCUCCCAGUUGUGAAGCUGUCCGUGCUGUACUGGGGACAAGUGGGACGACUUGUUCAAAGCAGACGUGGUUUUGUGGUUAGGAAUGAACUUACCUUGGCAGGAAACACUUAGCCAGGCUGGCAAAGAGACUGCUUAGCCCUCUCAUGCAAGAUUUCUUCAGAAGUAAAGAAGCACAAAAGGAGACGCUCUGUUCUUUGAAAAUAAGUGGAACCACUGGCAAGAAGCAGCAACACUCUGCAUCAAACAAGGAAACCAUUUCCAGGUUAUCAAAACAUGCUGUUGAACUGAAUCUUGCAGCUGCGUUUUCGAAUGUACCAUGGGAUGCAUCAAAUCCAAGGAUGCCUUUCCAGGUUCAAAUGCUAUCCAGGAUGAAAGGAUUGGGGAAGGCAAUGAAGGAUGCACUGGAGAGAAGUCAUCGCUGAUAGCAGUGAAGGUGGAUGAGAAAAGUCCAUCAAGCACCAUAGUGCUAGACUAUGCACACCGUCUGUCCCGUGAGAUUCUCGAUCAGGCGGUGAAACAGUGGGCAGUGACUGAAAGCAAAUAUAGCGACAUACCUUUUAUUGAAAGUGAUGUGCCCUGAGCCCUGACUGGCAAGGACUGUCUUCACAGUGAGUGUCCUGUCUGUUAAGCAGUUUGUAUUUGGUACUAGUGCAAAUAAAGUAAAAUCAGUUGUGACUUAAGCAUAAUGCCACUAUAUGAAUGUGUUUGCAAGGAGAGGCUGAAAAAAAAUUGCCUUUUAAUCUAUAUUGCUAAGAAAAUAAUUGGAUUACAGUAGAAUCUAUUAAUUGUGUUAUUUGUUAUCAGCCGUAUGUCGAGUAUAUUCUGUCUUUGUGUUGAAUGUGAUCAGAAAUUAGUGUUAAAAAAAAAGGAUGAGAAGAAUGUGGCUGCCCUGCAACUGUACAAGCACUGCCACAGAGACCCCAAAGAUGCUUAACAAAGUGUGGAUUAUUUUUAUGUACUGCAUAAAAAAAUCAGUGGCCUGUUUGUAGGUGAAGAGAGGAACUCUCUAUGCUUGGUAAAUUUGUCUGUGUUUGGCUAAGUGAAACCAAGGUCUGCAUGUAGCAAGGAUAACUGCUGUUAUAAAUUUUACUUUGAUUCUUUGACCUGACUAAAUCUGUAAACCACAGAAUGAUGGUGAUGAGAAGCAUUUUAUAAAACCAAGCAGUAUUCAGGGAACCAUAUGGAUUAUGAUACUAUUCAGCUUCCAUUCUGACGUGAACCAAUGAGAAACAUUACAAUAUUGAUAAACAGUGCAUUAUAAUUAACAGAUGCUCUGGCUUCACUAAAUGCAUGAAGGCUAUUCUCUAAAAAUCCUGCAGUAAGACAGUUUAAUGACAUCUUUUCACUGUGUUCAGACCAAAGGUGUUCGGGUUUUUUAGUUGGGGGGGGGGUUGUGUUCGGGUGCUGGUUUUGGAGAGGUUUGUUUAAUUUUUUUUUUACUGUAACCUAGGUAGGUAUGCAGAAACUACUGAUGCUAACUAGUGGAACAAACUUCCAAAGGUGUAACACUGUUUUAGGACUAUUUGUUUCAUGGGAACUAUGGCUGCAUUACACUAAAAUUUCAUUCUCUAAGUAACACCCUUGACGCCUUCCUUCAGCUUCUGUAGGCUUAUGACUUACCCAUUGGUAAAAUCUUGUAUGGCGAUGCAAACGUGAGCUACAGAAACCUAAAGCCUGAGCACUGCACUGAAUUAGUGAAAAAGCCUUAGGCCCAGAGCUAAAGGGCUACGUUCUUUACCCACUUGUAUCUAGCUUGCAUCCACACACUGCACCCUGCUUCUCCAGGACUUGCAGCCUGACCUACUGUACUCAUAACUAGCAUUUGAGAUACCAAGAAAGGGAUAAAUUAAUCAUAGUCAUAUGAAAGCUACAAUGCUGGCACUUUGUAUAAAGUGAAUACCUUGUAAAAGCUUGGGGUUUUAGCACCUGUUUGUUCCUUUUUCUGUUAUGGCCAGUUUAAAAGACACAGGUUUUUGCUUAGAUCAAAGUGCUCUCUGUUUUAUGUUUCCGUUUUAUAGAAAAAUGCUUUCCAUACUGGCAAAAACUGUUACUACUUUUAAAAGGUAGAUGUAGCUCUAGGAAAUUAUAUAAAACAUGAUUUUUCAAGUAAUGGGAGGCAAGCAGAAAGAAGACUAUGUAAAUUGUUAUUUUCAUCUUAUUCUCAGCCAUAAGACAGUCUAUGAAUUGAGCUGUUAUGCAGACUUUGUGACACAAACAUAGUUAUUUGAAAUUCACCUUUAUGGGGAAGUGGUUUUAUCAAGCCAACAGUGAAAAGUUCUUUGUAACACAGCACAAGACAGCCAUAGUUCACAGUGACCAGACUAGACCCUGCUAUUAAGACUGUUCUCAGGCUUUUGAUGAAAAAGGGAACAAAAUCUGCUUAUGUUGUAAUGUCUUUUUGUUUGAAGUAAUGUAGUCUUCUUUGAAGCCAUAUGUAAAGUGGGACUAAGGUAUUAUGGCCCCUUUGAAGUCUACUGCUAGCAGUGAUGCUCCUUGAAGCUCUAAGGCUUGUAAAACAUUAGAUCAUACCCUAUGUUUGCUCCAUCUAAAAAAACUCCACGCCUUAUACUAGGGUGAAUUAAAAAGCAAAACCAAAACACUGAUCAGAUCAGUUUGGAUAUUGCUUAACCAGAGUAUUUAAAAUUAUUCCUCUUAUAAUAAUAACUAAAAUAAAGCUUUAUUACAAAAAGGGCCAAUGUUUCUGUAACAUUUGUCUUGACUCCAGAAUGUUAACACUGCUAAAGACAGUAAUUAAAAGGGGGGGGACAAGAAAAAAAAAACAAACCCAAACUCCAUAGACAUUACUUGCUGGAUAGGGGAAUAUGGACUCUUCAAGUGAGUGCAGUUUUCUGUUUGUCUUGACCCUUGUAUGAAUACCUUGGUGGCUGCCAUGGGGAACUGGGUGUUGCAACAAUUGCUAUUGCAGUGUCUCAAAUCCUUUCUUUGGAUGUAGCCAGAGCACCUGACGCUCUUCUGGAGUCAGUAUCAGAUGCACUUUUGAAAGCAGCUUCUCCAUUGGCAGGCUGCCACUGCAUGGUCCAACAGCAGGCAGAAUUAUAAAAUAAUAUAAUACAAAAUAGCCUAAAGUUACAUCAUAGCAUCUGCACUGAUAAAUAUGGAAAAUUUCCCCAAAGGAGCAAGUUACCUAGGUAUAAUGAAACAUGCCUCACCAUGAGCUUCUGUGUGGAAUGCUUGCUCUGAGAGCCACCCGUAACCCAACACCGACUGCACCGCCUGCUGCUUGCUACCUCCACCAGGUCCCUCACCUGCAACCACAAAGCCUGGCUUCCCUCACUCACGCUUGAAGAUUACAGGGGCUUCAGUAGGGCCUGAAGUGCAAUUCUGGCUGGCUGAUGAUGCUGUCUAUGACACUAACACUUCAGGGAAUGCAUACAGCAAAUGGAAAGCAAACAAGCUGACAAACAGGGAGACAGCUUCUCACCAGGAAAAUAAUCUUUUACAAGAUGCUGUCUUUAAUAAAUAAUGCACUUAAUAAAAAAACAAAACAAAACUGUUCAAUCCUACAAUCUGUUGAGAUCGGAGGAGAUCUCUUUCCAGAGUUCUACUGUAUUUUUAAUAGGCAUAAUACUAGCACAUAAUAAAGACUUCUUUACCUAAAUACAAUUGCAUAUGUUUACUUACAAUUAGAUUACUCUAAGCUGUAUAAACCACUUACAGUGGCUUUCCAGUGAAGUUGCCACUGAUUCUUUGACUUGAUUCUGCGUAAAAGGCACUCCAGUAUGGGACUGGCGUACUCUGCAAAACCAUUUACUUCUAUUUAGGAGUUAAAAAUACAUUUGUUUUAUUUUUCUCCAGGAAAUGUAAGCAUAGUCUGAGUGGGUACAAUGUGACGGACUUGGUAUUCUGCUAAUGGUUCAAAACACAUUAACUGCAGCACAACUUUGUAAAAUUGACAUUUCUGGAGUAAGACCAGUAUUCCCAAAUAAAACACACUACAAUAUAUUUUUACAAUAUUUUUUGUGGAAAAUAUUUUCUUGUGGACCAAAUAAAAUUAAAUUUGCCAUCUGUCUGUAUGACUUUUAUUUGAGAAAAAUGCACAGAUUGGACAGAAUCUUGUUACCGUGAGUUUAGGGUAAUUCCUGUUCACAUAAAUUUUGGAAGCAACUGAACAUGCAAGUUAAAGUUUAUUGAUUCAAAAGUAUACUCUUGCUAAAAUGUUGGAAGUCGUUUUCAAUCACAGAAGGUAUGAUCCCUACUCCCUGGGGAUUACUGUGUUUUUCAUUAAAUGUAGUCACUGAAAAUUGCUCCUUUUGUACAAAAAUAAUGGAAUGAACCAAUUUUAAAAAAAUAAAAAUAGGCAUUGUUUGAUAAUCUAAAACUUAUAAAAAAAAUAAAAAUAAAAGGGAGAGGUUUAUAUUUCUUACAGAACCAGCAUGAGGUAGAAAUUCAAGUCAUAUUUUCAGAAUUACCCUAAAGGUAUUAAAUUAAAUUUCUCAACUACUUUUGAAAAUAAACUCAAGGACUGUCUCAUAACAAAUAUGUACAUGGUAGCAUUAAGUUGCAACUGAAAUUUUGACAAUUUUAUCUUAAAGAUUCUUAAAGACAAAGCAAGGUGCCAUCUUUUCUUGAUUUUGCUCUCUAUUUUGCUCACCUGUAGUUCUUUGAAAGUCACCCUAGUAGUUCACCUUGAUGCCUGAAUUUCCUGGACUUUGUUUCCAGGCAAUAGCUUCUAGGAAGGAAGGAGCCGUAAACCGGUGUAGACCAUUAUUGUUGGCAAUAAAAAUGGCCCAAUGUUGGAAACUCCGUAACAAUUCUUCUGUAGCACUGACUUUUGGAUUCCCCAGUGCUGAUUACCGACUGUGUUAUUUGAACAAAAGUUUUCUUUAGUCUCAGUGGUUCAUCUUCAGAGAAGCCAAAAUCUGUAUUUGUGACCUGCCUAUAAUUGUAGAAACAAGUAGGAAGAGAUACUGAUACAUGAUUUGAUUAACCAUAAAAGAGCACGCAGUCUUAAUGUUGAAGAUUAGUAGCUACGUGUUGCAUACACAGUUAGAAAAAUUAAUUUUACCCCCCCCCCAAAGAAUAUACUUUUAUCAAGGGGCUCUGGUUAUGUCAUAUAACUUCAAAGUAUUAGUAUCAGAACUGAGCAACCUUUAAUGUACAUACAGUGAAGGGUCUUUGAUGUAUAUUUAAACUCUGAUCCCAACAAAUAUGUUUGUUCGGAUAUGUUGUGUUCAAAAACUAUAUGAUCCAUGCAGCAGCAGAUACAAGUUUUCCCAUUUGUUAUCUUCAGCACAUACUGCUGUGUUCCCUCUACUUUUCGCAAAUUUUCCACCCAGCAGACAGGAUAUUCAUGGGCACAAACAAAUGGGAACCCAGACUUGUUGGUAUAGAGAAACUCCAGCCACUUGUAGUAUUAGGACUAGGCUGACCUCUACCCCUGAAAUCAUUAGACAGUCACAAAUAUCAACAGGAAACGUGCUGCUUAGUGUUCAGAGUCUGAGACAGUUAUUUCUUCACCACUGUAAGACCAGAAAAAAAUAGCACUUUCUGAAAUACUGAAAAACUAAUUAUGCAGUUCAAUCAAACAUAAUGGCAUUU
Athene cunicularia (burrowing owl) is the source of this 5865-nucleotide messenger RNA. It is a transcript of the gene AKAP19, whose product is annotated as chromosome 7 C2orf88 homolog. Gene Ontology annotation, molecular function: protein kinase A regulatory subunit binding. The transcript has 4 exons. NCBI's taxonomy places the organism in Eukaryota, Metazoa, Chordata, Aves, Strigiformes, Strigidae. The record is from RefSeq and is a predicted model, not a curated record. Bases 623 to 886 code for a protein of 87 amino acids.